Messenger RNA from Rhizophagus irregularis DAOM 181602=DAOM 197198, 435 nucleotides. RefSeq lists its product as uncharacterized. The record is from RefSeq and is a predicted model, not a curated record. Lineage: Eukaryota; Fungi; Glomeromycota; Glomeromycetes; Glomerales; Glomeraceae.
AUGAAAUUAGAUUUCGUUCACUACCAUGAGAACGCGGUGAUACCGCAAAAUAUUUUGGUAUCUUUACCUUUGAAAUUAGAGGACGACGAUUUGUUGGCCAAACCUAGACGGGGGAAAAUGCCGACUAGGCCCCCAAAUAAUUUUUUAAUAUUCAGGACUGCAUACAUCAAGGUCCUGCGGUCUAAAGGUUAUUGGGGUUUAAGGAUGAGAGAAGUCACUUCCAACGCUGCGGUGGCUUGGAAGAACGCAUCAAAAGAGGUACGAGAGGAAUGUCAAAAAUUAGCUCUCAUAGCUAAGAUGAAACACGAGGAAGUUUAUGGAUCACCUCCUCGACAAACACGAAGGAGGCGUCAGAUAAAUAAACGUCGCCAACCCAGACGACCCAGUCCAGCCAGCUCCGGCUCCAGCCCCGUUCCUCCUUUAAUUUUUCCAUAA